AUGUCGUUCAGCUUCUCCUUCUCUGGCGAUGACAUAGAUGAUACGUACACUGACCCUGAGCCCACACCACGCAGCCAUGCUGCUGAAACAGGAACGCUGCAGCGCGCCUCGAGCUCAGCUUUCCCCAUCGCGGGACAGCCUUUGCUACAGCCACAAGCACACGAUUUGGAGGCUAUGCUAAAAGCGUUACCGUCGAAAAUCGUAUAUAGUACUCUGGUUGUAAAUCUUGAUGACGGGACGCAAAUUUCGAUUCCGAGGAGAGAGUUAUGGGAUGUGAGGGUGCAGCUCAUGGCCGAGGAGGACGAUGAAGGGUUGGGCAAUUUGGGGAAGGAUGAUGUCAAGACGGGAGUCUAUGAGGGAGGGUUCAAAAGUUGGGAAAGCUCGGUGGAUGUUGUGAAGGUGCUACAUGAGAGGAGGGGAGGUAAUGGCUUCUCUGAGAAAGUGAUAGAGCUGGGCUGUGGUACUGCGCUCCCUUCUUUGGCCGUCCUUCAAUGGCUCUUGCAAAACUCCAACCCUCAGGCGGCACUGAGUCUUGGACUUGCGGACUACAACCCGACCGUACUUCAACUCGUCACGCUACCGAACAUCCUCUUGUCCUGGGCUCAGAACUCGCGCAAAGACUCGUGGGAAGCCGAGGGCGAACUGGAUCUCGACGAAGAAGUUAUCAAGGCAUUCUUGUCUGAUCUAGCGUCUCAUCAGGUCAAGCUGUCAUUCUUCUCCGGCGCGUGGAGUCCUGAAUUCGUUCAGCUUGUGAAGGAAGGCAUGGGCCAAACUACAGCCAGGCUGACAAUUAUUGGAGCCGAGACUAUAUACUCGCCGACAGCACUGAAGUCCUUUGAAGAAACUCUAAUGACUCUCCUGGGUACCAUGCCCGACAACGAGAGGACUUCACUGGUUGCUGCGAAGAAGGUUUAUUUCGGUGUGGGAGGAUCCAUGGAAGACUUCUGUAAUAUGGUGCGCUCAACCGGUGGUGUUGUCGAGCAAAUCAGAGAAGAAUCCGACGGAGUGAGAAGGGCAGUGGUGGAAGUGAUUGUGCCUGAAUGA
Molecule: messenger RNA, 1044 nt
Organism: Drepanopeziza brunnea f. sp. 'multigermtubi' MB_m1
Lineage: Eukaryota; Fungi; Ascomycota; Leotiomycetes; Helotiales; Drepanopezizaceae
Biological process (GO): peptidyl-histidine methylation, to form tele-methylhistidine
Molecular function (GO): protein-L-histidine N-tele-methyltransferase activity
Source: RefSeq, a predicted model, not a curated record